Molecule: messenger RNA, 3352 nt
Organism: Daldinia caldariorum
Lineage: Eukaryota; Fungi; Ascomycota; Sordariomycetes; Xylariales; Hypoxylaceae
Exons: 3
Coding region: 194-3043 (949 amino acids)
Biological process (GO): regulation of DNA-templated transcription
Cellular component (GO): chromatin; chromosome; nucleus
Molecular function (GO): protein binding; histone H3K36 methyltransferase activity
Source: RefSeq, a predicted model, not a curated record
CGCGAACGAGACAUUGGAAACAUUGGAGUCGCGUAACCCUGAUAGCCUCCUCGAAAGCCUAUCAAAUUCGAUACAUCUCUUCCUGCAGCGUAUCCAACCAACCAAUUGUACCAUCUUCCAACAUAAUUCUAUUCAUCCACUACCUGCUGCAUUGUGACAACAGGAAAGAAGAGCCUCUUUUGGCUUUGUCGCCAUGAUGGAAGAUGAGGAGCGUAUUAAGGAUGGCUUAGAAAGUCUUGCUGUCGACCCUGCACCCGCCUCGGAGCAGAUUGUCGUGAAGAAGGAAAGUGACAGUACUACUUCGUCGCCAAAUGCUAGCAAAGAUUCCCUAACAGGGAGUUUAUCACCUGAUGAUGUGAAAGAUCGUAGUGACAGUGCAUCUACUCCCGACGGACACCCCCCCAAACUCUCUCGAAAGGCGUCUCGCAAAAUGGCGGCUCCACCGGCUCAACUUUACAACGACUUACCUGACGUUACCUCGGAGUCUUGCAGUCAUUUCCAGUUGAUCCCGGACUGUUUAUACGGUUCCAAAGCUCUCGGGUCGACAGAGCAUGACGCGCUUGAUUGCGACUGCAGCGAAGAAUGGCGGGAUGGCACGAACCAUGCCUGCGGUGAGGAUUCGGACUGCAUCAAUCGAGCCACCAAGAUGGAAUGCGUCGAUGGUGAUUGCAACUGUGGCGAUGGUUGCCAGAACCAACGAUUCCAGCGCAAGCAGUAUGCUGACGUCUCGGUAAUUCGGACCGAGAAGAAAGGUUUCGGCCUACGAGCAAACGUAUCUCUAGAAGCUCAUGACUUUAUUUAUGAGUAUAUCGGAGAAGUUAUCAACGAGCCAACUUUCCGAAGGCGGAUGCUCCAAUACGACAAGGAAGGCAUUCGCCAUUUCUAUUUCAUGUCACUAACAAAAAAUGAAUUUGUAGAUGCUACCAAAAAGGGUAAUCUGGGUCGCUUCUGCAACCACUCUUGCAAUCCAAACUGCUAUGUAGAUAAAUGGGUGGUAGGUAGCAAGCUUCGCAUGGGCAUAUUCGCCUCGAGGAGGAUUCAGCCUGGCGAAGAACUGGUCUUCAACUACAACGUGGACAGAUACGGAGCCGACCCUCAACCCUGCUACUGCGGGGAACCCAACUGCAUUGGUUUUAUCGGUGGCAAGACACAGACCGAGCGCGCAACGAAAUUGUCCGACGCAACCAUCGAGGCUCUCGGAAUUGAUGACGCCGAUGGCUGGGAUACUACAGUCGCGAAGAAGCCCCGCAAGAAGAAGAUUACGGAAGACGAUGAGGAGUACGUUAACAGCGUACAAGCUCGCGGGCUGGAUGAAAAGGAUGUCACCAAGGUCAUGGCUACGCUCAUGCAGUGCAAGGAGAAGUGGAUUGCAGUCAAAUUGUUCGAGCGUAUCCAGCGCUCUGAUGACGACCGGGUUCGCAAUCGAGUUGUGCAAAUGCACGGAUACCAAAUUCUGAAGACCGCGCUCAACACGUUUAUGGACGACAAUAACGUAGUUCUUCAAAUCCUCGAUAUCCUCUACAAAUUCCCUCGCUUGACUAAAAAUAAAAUAUCCGAUUCCAAGAUCGAGUCGACUAUUCAAUCGCUGACAACAUCCGAGCAUGAAGAUGUCUCUGCGGAAGCUACGCGACUAUUGGACGAAUGGAGCAAAUUGGAGGUCGCGUACCGGAUCCCCCGAAAAAAGCUGGACCCGAACGCCCAGCCAACAGCUAAUGCGCAGUCUGUCAACUCCUUCGAAGAACGUCGCGCAAAUCGUCCCGAAGAGCCACUUAUCAAGAGUGUUUUUACGCUUCCCGAGAACAUUCCUAAGGGGCCACGUAGUAAUAUUCCUCAACGAAAUCCUAACUACUUUAAUAACCAGCGUUUUCGACGUCCUCAGGGUCAGAACUUGCCCCCGGGCUGGUUUACCGCCACCGAUAAGCGUGGCAACUCGUACUACUACACCCGGACUGGUAUCACGACAUGGCAAAAGCCGACUGCGCCACCCGAGUCAGGCCCCUCACAACCCAAGGGACCAUCCAAGGCAGCCCAGGAGCAGAAGACGUUGCAAGACAUCAUCGAUUCUGUCACCAAGCCGGAAAAUGUACCCAGGCGAUCAGCAUCACAGACUCCGCAGACUAGCAGCACUCCAACCCAGGAGCCCAAGAAGGAGAAAUGGCGUUCUUUGCCAAUUGAGAAGCAAAUGAAGAUCUACGAAAAUACGCUUUUCCCUCACGUAAAAUCCGUCGUGGAUAGGUUUCAUAAGAAGCUCCCCAAAGAUGAUCUGAAGAAGUUCAGUAAGGAGAUUAAUAAGAAGCUCGUUGCGUCUGAUUAUAAGAAUAACCGUGUGGAUGAUCCAACCUCAAUUUCCGAGAAACAGCAGAGGAAGGUCAAAGAAUACGUCAAGGAUUUCUUUAACCGCGCAGUUGAGAAGUACAGGGCUCGCGAGCAGAAGAAGACCGAGCGGACUAACGGGCACAGCCACUCGCAAACAAGUCAAUACGCCGAUUCCACCGCAACGCCGGCAGCCAAAGACGAAGAUAUCGUCAUGACGGAUGACGAAGGGGUCAGCUCGACUCCCGGCAGUCUCGAUCGUAAACGAAAACGCGAGGACGAUGUGUGUGACUCACCCAGCUUAACCCCUUCUGAGCCACCUUCGAUGAAGCGUGUUAAGGAGGAUGAGGGCGAUGUCCCGAGUCCUCCGCCUCCGCCUCCUCCGCCACUUGACGGCGAAGCUGGGAUGGACAUCACGAGCGGAUCAGAUAAGCUUGGAGAACAGGACAGGCCCUUAGGAGAGAAAGAAGAAGAAGCACAGCGUGUAGCUGCCGAAGUGGAACGACAGAAGCUUCGAGAGGAAGAGGCGGCGCUUGAGCGAGAGAACGAGCUUAACAUGCUCGCUUUCGAAAGGGAGCAGCACGAUAAGCUGGUAAACGGCAAUAACCAUAUUGCACCAGAAGGACUUCCCCAACCCCACGAAAACGCAAACGGUGGAUUAGACUCGGUGGGUGAGGACGGAACUCCAAUUCAGCACAGCGCUAGGAAGCAUGAGGUUAUGAGCCACUAAUAUAAUAUGCCUAUAACUGCUUCCAGAUACUCACUUCUCAUUAGUGGGCUCAGGGGUGCUAGGCCAUAUCCGUUGUCAACUUCCAACCGGCCCCGUCAAUCGAACCAUUUGGGAUAGUUCUCUACAAGAACCCCAUAUCCAUUAACAUAUUACCUAUAUAAGCCUUAGCCAUCGUCUCACUCACGACAUGUAUCAUUGACCUUUUAUAAUCUCUACCUCUACCUCGCACACUAGCAACUCGAUUCAAUUCUAAGGAAGGGUGUUACUCUGAUUCCUUCAACUUUUCUUUUUCAUUAUGCUUAUACAAAG